AAACUCAUUUCUAUAAUGGCUGCCAUGAAGUGUUGUCGGUUGGCUAGCGUUUCUCGAUCUGAUAUCUUAUUAUUGACAGUUUUGAUAAAAUACAAAGCGAUGUGUCCGAAGUGACGAUCCGAUAUCCAAAGAGUGUAACGGACGCGUAAAGUAUCUUGGCAGCUAAUUAAUAAGCAGCGAUAAACAGUGAAUAAUACCCGUGAAAAUUGAGCUCCACUUCUGUCUAUGCGACGCAGUGAUCACAGAAAGAAAUCUUUGAAAGUUGGCCCGUCAUCCGCCACUCUUCUCCCUUACCGAACGCUGCAAUAGUAGAGGAAAAAUUUGUUCGACCUGCUUAGACGACUAGAUAAAAUUAAAAUAUGUGAAUCCUAACCGUGCGUGCUGUAAAACUUCCCCAAGACAAACUGUCACGGCACGCGACUUGUGAUCCAGAACCUGCCUAGAUUUUGACAGUAAACAAAACUGACAGACAAGUUAGCCUGUUUUGCAGGUCAUGGCUGUUGUAAUGGUGAUAAAUAGAGUCGUUUAAAAUAAAGACAGCCAAUGCUGGUAGGAUAGAAGAGUUUAGGGGUAUUAUACUCUGAGAUUGUAAUUAUUUGAAAGCAGUUCUUCAUGCGAUAUAUAAAAACUAAACUGAAUGUGUUGAUAAAAAUUCGUGCUGAUGUGUUUGAUAGUAUUCUAACGUAAAUAAGUGUGAAACGAAAGAAUCUUCGGUGUGAUGCGGGUCUGUGAAAGCUUGAAAGCUGUUCGUUGUGCCAUUUGUAACGCGUCUUGUUAAUACGCCGUAACAAAAUGUUAGGCAAAGUACCGCCUUCCAAUACCCCUGGACCACCGGUAUCUGUAUCUCCGUUGAAUACUGGCACCAGACCAUCAUCCACGUGCUUGCCGUGUUUUUCUACUGAUGAAGUCGCCGCAGCAAAUUUAGAUGAAAAAGUGAAGACAUGGAGGCCAAAGGAAAACGAGCCAGUCGUGUCUGAGGCUCCAGGCAACACGAGUGCCGAUGUGAGUAAGCCUCGCAGGUCGGAACCCAAAGCUUCUCAUUCGCAUUUGCACUCCAGGGAAUCUUCCUCCUCGACUUUGAAUUUCGCGCCAUUUAAAGAGCAUAAGAUAUCAUUCGGUGCGAGAGAUUCGUCGUUGUCAUCAAUGAUACACAAAUGUUCUUCCAAUCCCAACUGCCCUGCACUCAAGUCGAACUCCGGUAUUAAUUGCGCUUCCAAAAUAUCAAAAAACCUUUCGUUGUCAAGUCUGGGGUGUUUGAAUGUUGACGUUAUAAACAGGGAAGUCAAUAGAGCGACGAAAAAAUUGUCUCCUGGUAACAGAGACAAGGAGACAUUGAGACCUGCCAAAGAUCAGCGUAAAGCGUGCGCUGGAAAUCCUUCGCUUUGUGUUAAGCAAGGUGAAAAGGGUGGCAGCGAUGAGGAAAAGCACGGCGAAUCACACUUCCCAGAUUUUCAAUCCAUGCCGGAGGCCUGCAAUGGCCAAUUAUUGGGAGCCAGAACGUCGGCGGGUUUUGAAAAGGUGCCUGAAUAUCGCUCAGGCGGCGUCGAUACGUACGAUGAAACAAACACUCUGCCAAAUCAGAUGAAUUUCGUUUCUUCAAACCCGUUUAAAGAAUGCGAAAACACUGACAAUCUGCAGCAUUGUCUUUCGUUUCCUUCGCUCCAUUUACCCACUGAAUUGCAAAGCGCACCUAGGAGUCUGAAGGAUCGUGAGAAGACGAGGGACCCUUGGAAACCCACGGAACUCGAGGGGCAGAGCGGCGCUAAUUUAAAUGUGUGUUCCGGUGAUGCCAGUCAAGAUUUUUCAUCGACUAAAAGGAGAACUGGAGCUUCUUGUCAAGCCCUUAGACAUGCCGUCGCUUCUCUUAACCGACUCGAUGAUUUUUAUCUCGAAAAAAUUGGCGCCGGUUUCUUCUCCGAAGUCUUUAAGGUGACUCACAAAGUAUCGGGUCAAGUUAUGGUCUUGAAAAUGAACCAACUGCCAGCUAACAGGCCAAACAUGCUCAAAGAAGUUCAAUUGAUGAAUAAACUGAGUCAUCCGAAUAUAUUGAGGUUCAUGGGAGUCUGCGUCCACGAGGGUCAGCUCCAUGCUCUUACAGAAUACAUUAAUGGCGGCAGCUUAGAGCAGCUGAUUAUGGCCAGACACGUCGCACUACCUCAUUUAGUGAGAAUGAAUCUUGCCAAAGACGUUGCUAGGGGAAUGACCUACCUUCACAGUCGAGGCCUAUUUCACCGUGACCUGACAUCUAAGAACGUGUUAAUUAAAAAAGAUAAAGCGAACGGUGAAAUGGUCGCUGUUGUUGGAGAUUUUGGGCUUGCAGCUAAAAUUCCCGAUCCAAAUUCUGGCUACCGAUUGAGCACAGUCGGAAGUCCGUAUUGGAUGUCGCCCGAGUGUCUUAAGGGACAAUGGUACGAUCACAGAUCGGAUGUCUUUUCAUUUGGAAUCGUCGUCUGUGAGCUUAUUGGGAGAGUCUCUGCCGAUCCCGACGUUUUAUCAAGAUCCGAUAAUUUUGGCCUAGAUUAUCUAGCUGUCGGCGAAAUCUGCAGCGCCUCCGAUCCACCACCCGCAUUCUUGCAAUUAGCCUUUAAUUGUUGUAGAUACGAGCCAAAGUCAAGGCCAACUUUUCCAGAGAUAGUUGCCAGCUUGGAGACAAUAAUACUGUCUUACGAAGAGGAAGUCAAAGACGCACUGAACAAACGGCAAUCUGUUGAUCCAGCACUGCUCUCUAGUUUGGAUGAGAUUGGAAGAGAGAGUCGAUGCCUUAAGAGAAGAGCAGCUAGGCAGAGAAGUCAUUCAGCAGAUGCGAGGGGCUGCGACAACGCAACCCCGUCAGACAAAGCUAGAUGCCAUUCGGCUAGACGUGUCGCGGAACUGGCAAGCAAGAGAGAUCCCCACUACAGGCCCAUGACGGCGAAUCCAUUCCAUGCCCUGGGCGGCGUCAAGAAAAUUUUGGGUGAUUUAUUCUCUAGCUGUUUGGAAUUACCGUCGGUGGAAGAUGUUAGACCAACUCUUACCGACAGCGGGUCAAAUAAAUUCAAACCUGCACAGAACGACAGUAUAGCUAAAAUUUUAAACAGGAGGAAACCAAAUUCUGAGCCAAGCAGUCCGACUGCUAGAAAAAAGUGGGAGAAAAAGGUCGCUACAAAAGUCGGUGCUGCUAGUUCGUUCACUCAUCCCUUGUUCAGGGAAGGUUGGGAGCCAAGAAGACGCGGUAGCUGUGAAUCUGGAUUCUGGAGCUGCGUCGGUGAAGAUCUCAGCCCUGAACCGCCUAAUCGUAGACACGCUUCCACGCUGAGUAGCUCGGCAGCUAGUAGUUUAUUUUUAUUAGACGAUCACAGAACUAGCUCUAUAUACACAGACUCUUCGGAAGAUAUAGCAAGUCUUGGCGGCGGGGAUUCGUCUUAUUGGGAGGAUAGACUAGGCAGCAUAAAUUCGACUAGCAAAACUAUAUCUAAGAUAGUAGAAUACUUUGAGAGGAAACAAGCUUCCGGUAGCAGUCUAAGGAUAGGGGAAUCUAGUCUGGAAGUCGGACCGAGCAGGAUAGCUCUGUUGAGAGCAAGUAUGGAGGAGACUGUACCUAUUUGUAGUAUCUCUGCGGCUCAACGACUCGUCGUAUGCGAAGGCGCUGUACGUAGCAAACUUUCGCUAUUUGAUAAAAAAUGACAGAUCCGGUUAUCCAGCUCUACGUAUGAUAUUGAGGGAUUUUGAGUAUUUUUCAUUCUAGUUUUUUGUUUUUUUUUUUCAAUUUUUUGUGAGAUAAGUUAACUCCCUUCAAGGGUCAUCCAAGAUUACGUCCGUACCUGUCACCAAUGUUCCGUUUGUUUAACAGUAUUUUUUUAACAAUUGAAUUCUACCUUUCACAGUAAUUGAUCAGCGAAAAAUUUUAAACAGGUUUAUUUGCGGGUAUAUAUAUGUAUACAUAUACAUAUAGAAAGUAUAAUAUAUUAUAUAUUAUACACUAUGAUGUAUGAUAAAUAAUAAUAUAAAUUUUGUACCCGCUACUUUCAGAUUUUUAGAUCAAAAAAAUCUCUAUGUGUCAAAUUAGAUUUUAACGGAUGCUGCUUUGUCGAAUGCAUUUUUGAGUAUCCUCAAACGCGAUGGCCGUGUCGAAUAGACACCGUAAUUUACUUGAUGCAUUUUUCAUUUGCAUUUUCCUAAAAAAAAUUGUAUGACUUUGUAGUCUAUUCCCUGGUUUGCAGUAAAAUACAGAUCUUUUUUAAGGGUUCAAUUCAAUCUUUUAUUCGGCAGAUCGCAGUUGAUCUUUAUUUGUUUUUGAGCGCAGAGAGAGAAUUCGUGUCGAUCUUUGAGUGAAAAAGAUCUUUUCAUACCUUAUAAACUUGUUUAAAGAUUUUUUUUCAGAUUCAGAUUAAAUUCAAAGAACUACGAAUGUCAACUUAAUAUCGUACGUAGGAAGUCGGGCAUGCAAUAUAUAUAUAUAAUAGGUAUAUACACAUAAUAAAUAAAAAACAUAUACUUCUGUACAAACAAGUAAAAGCAAAGUGAUAAAACUAACAACACCGUUGUAAUUUUAGAGCUGUAAAUGCUUACUAUUAGUUAAUCGUAUUGAAAAAAAACAUUGAGAUUUUUACGACAGAAAUUCCGUCAUCGGAACUUAAUAGCCUUUUCUUUUUUUGUUUCCUAUUUUUAUUUCGGGGUUUACAAGUGCCGAGUUGUCACUUUCCAAGUAUUGAAACAUAUACCGCCUCAUAGUUCCUACUAGCCAGAUCCGUCCUGAACAUCCUUAUUUAGGAAAAGUGAAUCGGUUAUUCUUAUCAAAAAACUAUGUUAUUGAACUCAUAAACUACAAAUAGCAGCUGAAAAUUUCACAUCAACAAUUUAGAUAUUACUUAUACGUACAGUGGAUUUUUUUGACGGUACUUGAUUCAAUCCCAGUAUAUAUAUAUAUGAAUAGGUCUUGAAGUAUAAAGAUUAUUUAUAAUAUUUAAAUUAUUCUCCUAACUUGCAGCUUACUAAAACAAAUUCGUAGUUUUGAUGAUAAGAUCGGUUUCAUUUUAACUGGAGAACGUAUAUACCGUCCGACUAGUAGGGGUAUGCAUAAACUUGAGAAUUAAACGUGUCCCUAAUUGUAAGUUUAAUUCCUUAUCAGUAAUUAAGUCCCGUUUCGCUAUUGUUGUUACAAUGGUCAAUUUCAAACAGGGUGAAUUACUUUUCAUUUUUGCGAUCUUUUCAAGGUGGCAUGUACACCGUGUCCAUGAUUCAGCCCUACACGGGAAACGGUAGUAAGUGAACACAUACAUAUUUACUUGGUGAACACUUGUUCAUCGUCCGCACCUAUAUUUCAACGUUUCGAUAAUACUACUUUAAACUGUAGAAAGACGAUGUAUCAUAUGGUUAUCAUCAAGGACGUACGAGGUGAGUUCGGCAAUUAUUUUUUGUGACACGAUUUGCUCUGCGCAAUUUUUCUUUUUUUUUUCCUUCAAAUCGCAAAGCAUGCGCAAUAAGAAUUUCGAGCACUUAAAUCCACUUGGAGUGGAAUUAGCGAACUCAGCAGUGUAAUAGCAAGGAAAAGAAAUACGAAUAUAUGAUAUGAAAACUGAUCUAGUCAGUGUAUUUAUGAGGCGGCCUUAUAUUUUGUACGCAUUAGGGCUGAUGAAAAAAAAACAUAAUAUUGUUAUAGAAUUAAUGAUAUUGAUAAUAAUAAUAAUAUAUGCGAGGUGAAUGAAAUGCGAAUGUGCAUAAAAGUAGCAAGGAAAAAUGAGAAAAAAAUCGAAAAAUUUGUAUAAACUAAGAGGGGAUUUUGUUUAAUCGAAGGAAUUGUAUGGUGUUUGAAAUUGUUACUUGUAUUUUGAACGAACCGUAAUGAUUCUGUAGGUAACUCAGUGUUUUUUAAUUUGUGUCGUAUCCUCGCGUUGAGAUGGUGUAUUUACGAAUUUACGUAAGGGGUACAGUAUCGUACUAUAAUAAUAAAAGUAACAAAAAUCUUCAUUA
Molecule: messenger RNA, 5949 nt
Organism: Neodiprion virginianus
Lineage: Eukaryota; Metazoa; Arthropoda; Insecta; Hymenoptera; Diprionidae
Gene: cdi
Product: serine/threonine-protein kinase dst3
Exons: 5
Coding region: 793-3663 (956 amino acids)
Biological process (GO): protein phosphorylation; actin cytoskeleton organization
Cellular component (GO): nucleus; cytoplasm
Molecular function (GO): protein serine/threonine kinase activity; ATP binding
Source: RefSeq, a predicted model, not a curated record